Bombyx mandarina (wild silkworm) is the source of this 1632-nucleotide messenger RNA. RefSeq names its product asparagine--tRNA ligase, mitochondrial (gene AsnRS-m). Gene Ontology annotation, biological process: asparaginyl-tRNA aminoacylation. Gene Ontology annotation, molecular function: nucleic acid binding; ATP binding; asparagine-tRNA ligase activity. Lineage: Eukaryota; Metazoa; Arthropoda; Insecta; Lepidoptera; Bombycidae. Gene Ontology annotation, cellular component: mitochondrion. The record is from RefSeq and is a predicted model, not a curated record.
AACAUUAAAAUAACCUCAAUGAAAAGAUGUGAAUACGAUAAACUGUUGAUGACCGAUGAACAAGAUAUUGAUUUGUCUUUAAAAUAUUGUGUACAAUGUUGUGUACAAAAUUAGAAUUUAAUAGGUUAAGGAGCUGUAGGAGCUAUAUUCAAAUCAAAGGAAUCACUAGAAAAUAUUGUGCUAUUGCAGCUAUCGUUGAAAAGUCGGAUGUAGGAAGUAUUACUGAAGUGAAGGGCUGGGUGAGAAAUUUACGUGUCCAAAAAGAGUUUAGUUUUGCUGAUAUCAGUGAUGGUUCGAGCGCGCAGAAAUUACAAAUUAUAAUUCCGAAACAUCUGAAAACAGAACAAUUAACGUACGGUUCUUCAGUUAAAAUUAAAGGAAAACUGUCUCUUAGUCCGCGAGGGCAACUGGAGAUUUUAGCUAACGAAGUAAAUGUUGUGGGACCUUGUGUCGUUUUAGACGGAUAUCCAUUUAAUCCUAGAACUGCACACCCGCCCGAAUACACACGCCAAUAUCUACACUUACGUUCGAGAACGAAUUACAUAUCGGCACUACUCAGAAUACGAAGUGCUGUCGUCAAACACAUACAUGAUUUUUUUAAUUCAAGAAACUAUAUCAACAUCCACACUCCGAUCUUGACUUCAAAUGAUUGCGAAGGGGCCGGUGAAGUAUUUAAGGUUCAACCAGACAAUGAGGAUACCAUAAAAGCAAUGAUGCAAGAAGGAAAGGAUAAAGAUUCAUUAUAUUUUGGAUUGAAAACAUUUCUAACAGUAUCUGGUCAGUUGCAUUUAGAAGCCAUUUGCAGGGGAAUGGGUAAUGUGUACACACUCGGGCCAACAUUUCGAGCAGAAAACUCAAGGUCUAGAUUGCAUCUCUCUGAGUUUUACAUGUUAGAAGCAGAAUUAGCAUUCUGUGAGAACAUUGUCCAGUUGCAAACAGUUAUUGAGGAACUUUUAAAAUAUAUAUUCACGGAAACAAGAAAUACAAACGAGAAAGAUAUAUAUUUGAUUGAUAAGGAAAAUAAAAAACCAAUUUGGUUGGACAAGCCGUUUGUAACCUUAACUUAUGAUGAAGCUCAACUUAUUUUGAAUACAAAGGGGUCUGGGACCGGAGGGGAUUUUAAUAAAGAACAAGAAUUAAUUUUGGUAGAUCACUGUGGAGGUCCUGUAUUUGUAACAAAAUGGCCCAAAGACAUGAAGUCGUUUUAUAUGAAAGAAUGCAACAAUGACAGCAGUAAGGUUGAUGCUUUAGAUUUGUUAACACCAGUCACUGGUGAAGUAGUUGGAGGCAGUUUGCGUGAAGACAACUAUGAAAAAUUAAAACUAAAGCUACCUUCAGAACGACUGCAUUGGUACUUAGAAUUGCGGAAAUUUGGUAACAUACCCACAGGAGGAUUUGGUUUGGGCUUAGAAAGAUUACUACAAGUGCUUUGUGGUGUUAAUAAUAUAAAAGACACACUUCCUUUCCCAAGAUGGCCUCAUAACUGUGACAUGUGAAGAAGUUAAGGCUUAAACCAAACAAAUGACUAGGUAUGAAGCAGUAAUGCGUUUCGGUUUGAAGGGUGGAGCAGCCGUUGUAACUAUACUGAGACCUUACAACUUAUAUCUCAAGGUGGGUGGCGCAUUUACGUUG